Molecule: messenger RNA, 1785 nt
Organism: Manis pentadactyla (Chinese pangolin)
Lineage: Eukaryota; Metazoa; Chordata; Mammalia; Pholidota; Manidae
Exons: 3
Coding region: 1-777 (258 amino acids)
Source: RefSeq, a predicted model, not a curated record
AUGGAUCUCGUAAUAAUAAUAAAUUCCCACGUGCCGGGCAUUGUGCCGAGGGCAUUAGCUAUAAAAGAAGGAGAAAAAGGGCAAGAAACUAGCGGGGCUGCGCUCGUCCCCGGCCGCCGCGGAGGUCACACCCAAGCCGCGGCCGGACAGCGGGUCUUAUCCUGCGCGGACCCGCCCCACUUCGGGGUGGAGACUGAGCCGAGUUCCUGGUUGUCCCUCCGCCCACGGGACCGGAAAAUCCUCCAGGCGCAGCGCACCUGGAACCCAGCCGACGGCCGCGCGCUGGGCGCUCAGGGGAGGGCCGGCGUCGGCCCCAGGCCGGGGGUUGCACUGGCUCGUCCCUGCGCGGGGCUGGCGGCCCCGUCCCGGGCCCGGAUCGCACCGCCCGCCGGGCACCGCCCAGCCCCGCUCCGGCCCCUGCAGAGUCGGAGCAGUUGGACUUCCCGGGUGUCCGGUGCUCGGCCGCCCCCAUGCCCUCGGAGGUCCGAGCUCCCGGGCCUCUUCCGCACCCUCCCUGCGCCGGUCGCGGCAGAGAUCCCCAGUGCGAACUCAAGCUUUCUCCCUGGGAAACCACUUUCUCACGAGGAGCCUGUGGGCAGGAAAGUGGAAAGUGAAAUCAGAAUGGCACACUUCGUUUCCCUUUUGCACAUUAAAACAGACAUCCCCGAAAUUCCCAGUAGUUCCACAUCUUUUUUGAGGAAACCCGUGUUCUCUUUCUUUGGGAAAGGAGUUCGAAGCAGCCCGGAUCUUUCUCUCGUAACCUGUAAGUCUGAAUAAUUAAUUUGGUACUGGUCAGUACAGGUGCGGCCUGGGAUCUGCGCUCUCUGCUUGUAAUACAGCUUUAUGCAUUCACACACAUCUGCCUCCCCUACUGGACACAAGAAUCUCCAAGGCGCCACCUGAGUGUCUGUCAUCUCUGCACAUGUGCCUUGUUUUCCAGGCACAUAGUAGGUGCUCUGUGAAUACAGUGUGAAUCCACUGAGUCUACAGGCAAAUCACAAUUUUAUUUAACUGAGGGUAGGUAGCUUUGGGUAGUGUUUAAUGUCCAACAGGCCAAAAUCCAAGUGGCUGUUAGUACCCUUAAGACGGAGAGGUAACAUUAAAUUAUUUCAUUAAGAUGUAGCAAAAAAGGCUGACUUAACAUGGCUAAGAGCAUGGGUUUUAGGAUCAGAUUGAUUUGGAUUCUAGACCUGGUUCUGCUCCUUUUCUCUGCUUGAUAAAGUUUCUGGACCUCAGUUUCUGAACUAAUCUAGAGGAAACAAAAUUAGUAAGGAAAAGAAUGAAAUAAGGGACUUUGCAGAUGUGGUUCAUCAGGGAUCUAGAAAUGGAGUGAUAAUCCUGAAUUAUUUGGGUGGGCCCAGGGUACUCACAAGGGAGCCUUCUAAGGGAAAGAGGGAGGCUGGAGAGUUCGAGUUCGAGAGAUUUGAAGAUGCUGCAGCCACAAAACCUGUCUUCAAAGAUGGAGAAGGGGGCCACAAGCCUGCGAGUGCAUGUGAUCUUUAGAAGCAGGCAAAGGCAAGGGAUUCUCCCCCUCAACCUCCAGACUCCAGAAGGAGCAAAAAUUCUGUGCAAAGGGCUGCCCCCAAAGUGCAAGUGGUAACAGUGGAGCCCGAGGCUUACGCUGUGGUACAGCCCUCCCAGAUGGUACCUACUUUCUGCAGGCUUGGGGCCAUUUAUUUCAUAGUAAGUUGAUUGUUUUGUUUUUAAAAAGCAUAUUUCUUCUAAAAUCUUAUUAUAAAGGUUUUCUACCUAUUUAUGACUUUUCUGCAUGUUUUAGGAUAACAG